Leptopilina heterotoma is the source of this 499-nucleotide messenger RNA. Its product is annotated as acidic phospholipase A2 PA-1G-like. Bases 8 to 499 code for a protein of 163 amino acids. Gene Ontology annotation, biological process: lipid catabolic process; arachidonate secretion; phospholipid metabolic process. Lineage: Eukaryota; Metazoa; Arthropoda; Insecta; Hymenoptera; Figitidae. The transcript is spliced from 4 exons. Gene Ontology annotation, molecular function: A2-type glycerophospholipase activity; calcium ion binding. The record is from RefSeq and is a predicted model, not a curated record.
CCAUGAAAUGGAAUUAAAUAGAAAUGUAACUUUGGAGCAGGAUCUUCACUUAGGACUUGGUCACAGACGAUCCAAAAGAGCCCUUUGGAAUUUGUAUUACGUACUAGACUGUGUCAGUAACUGUGGACCAUUUUCCUACAAUAAUUAUGGUUGUUUUUGUGGAUGGGGUGGUUCUGGAGAAGCUAUCGAUGGCAUCGACCGGUGUUGUCAGUUACACGACGAAUGUUAUGGAACUACUUCUUGUCCACUUGGCAAAGUAUGGAAUUACAAUUGGAGAUGCCAGGGAAAUGAACCAAUUUGUGAUCAUGAUGAAGAGGAUAGAUUUGAAAAACUUUCAUGGGGUCAACAAUUAUGCAGAUGCGAUCGAGACUUUGCUAAGUGUAUCGCAAGAUUUGAUUGUCAAGAUAUUAAGAGAUCUUGUGGUGAUAAUAUAAAGCGUCAAUUUAUUCCUAAACAUAAUAGAACUACGUCUAGUUGUUCAAAGAAUCAUAUUCACUGA